This is a messenger RNA of Pyricularia oryzae 70-15, 980 nucleotides long. RefSeq names its product GMF family protein. Gene Ontology annotation, cellular component: actin cortical patch. Bases 216 to 647 code for a protein of 143 amino acids. NCBI's taxonomy places the organism in Eukaryota, Fungi, Ascomycota, Sordariomycetes, Magnaporthales, Pyriculariaceae. The record is from RefSeq and is a predicted model, not a curated record. Gene Ontology annotation, biological process: actin filament debranching; negative regulation of Arp2/3 complex-mediated actin nucleation. The transcript has 4 exons. Gene Ontology annotation, molecular function: actin binding; Arp2/3 complex binding.
CGCGAAUCGAGCUUGGCCAAAGAUGAUGGCGACGGUUCAAAGAGAAAAAGCAAUUUUAAUAUAUUUCGGGUUGUCAGGCCUGGAUCUAGUGAGAACAGCUCCGAGGCAAUACUGGGAGGCUUUCCCGAAUAAUAACGCAUCCCUUUUCUCCCCCAUCGUCGUCUUAACACCUGGGUUUCUUGUGUUCGAGCCUUAACCGCUCACCUACAGUCAAGAUGAGCUCCGAGUCAAGACUGUAUACGUUCUCGCAAGAGACCAAAGACCACUUGCGCAAGUUUAGAUUGGGUACAUCAAGGGCGAAUUACCCUCAGGCUGUUAUUUACAUGAUCGACAAGAGUACACAUGAGAUUCGCCAGGACGAAGAUAAGACAGUAUACAAGACCUUGGACGAGCUGAGCGAUGACCUUCCAGACCACUCGCCACGUUUUGUGCUACUUAGCUACCCCCUGACACUGCCAUCCGGGCGGAUGUCCGUCCCCUAUGUCAUGCUUUACUACCUUCCCAUCACCUGCAACAGCGAGCUGAGGAUGCUUUAUGCUGGUGCCAAGGAAUUGAUGAGGAACACGAGUGAGGUCGGCAGGAUCAUAGACAUAGAAUCAACCGACGACCUGGAGGAGAUUCCGGAGAAGCUGGGUGCUGCGCCGUGAAACUGCUCUAACUCUUCCGGGCCUCGAGAGUUUCGGUGCUCGGCUUCAGUUGGGGUCGGAAGGGUUCCCUGGAUAUUAUUGACUUUGAGAUGGGUAAGAGAUUUUUGCGACCAUCAAUCUAUACCGAAUUCCCUCAUUGUUUCGGAGGAAGUACAUUAUCGACAGCAAGCCCUAACUCCUCGGCAAGCUCUCGCACCACGUUUUCGACCGAAGCACAGGUCGGACUAUCAGGGAAGCUGUCGAAGAAGCUCUCACCAUAGUCACAAGCCAUACCGAUACUAGGGUCCAAUGGCACAGACCCAAGGAAUCUAAUGCCCAUCUCUUUUGCAAGCG